Messenger RNA from Lactuca sativa (garden lettuce), 1427 nucleotides. RefSeq names its product ABC transporter B family member 1. Gene Ontology annotation, biological process: transmembrane transport. Lineage: Eukaryota; Viridiplantae; Streptophyta; Magnoliopsida; Asterales; Asteraceae. Gene Ontology annotation, molecular function: ATP hydrolysis activity; ABC-type transporter activity; ATP binding. Gene Ontology annotation, cellular component: plasma membrane. The record is from RefSeq and is a predicted model, not a curated record.
AAAUGAGGAUCAAAUAUCUUGAAGCAGCACUGAGUCAAGAUAUUCAAUUCUUUGACACUGAAGUCAUAACUUCAGAUGUUGUAUAUGCGAUCAACACUGAUGCUGUUAUGGUUCAAGACGCCAUUAGUGAAAAGCUAGGGAAUUUUAUACACUAUAUGGCGACAUUUGUAUCUGGAUUUGUGGUGGGAUUCACAGCAGUUUGGCAAUUGGCGCUUGUGACACUUGCAGUGGUGCCUUUAAUUGCGAUAAUUGGAGCUGUUCAUACAAUUACAUUAGCAAAACUGUCUUCUAAGAGUCAAGAAGCUCUUUCAGAAGCUGGAAAUAUUGCUGAGCAGACAAUCACACAAAUUCAAACAGUAUUAGCAUAUGUUGGUGAAUCAAGAGCAUUACAAGCCUACUCUUCUGCAUUAAAGAUCUCACAAAAACUCGGAUACAAGACUGGAUUUUCAAAAGGAUUAGGAUUAGGAGCAACUUAUUUCACAGUCUUUUGUUGCUAUGCUCUUCUUCUAUGGUACGGAGGCUAUCUUGUUCGCCACCAUUACACCAACGGAGGACUCGCCAUUUCCACCAAGUUCUCCGUCAUGAUCGGUGGCCUAGCUUUAGGCCAAUCAGCUCCAAGUAUGUCUGCGUUUGCGAAAGCACGAGUAGCAGCGGGUAAAAUCUAUAGAAUUAUCGAUCAUAAACCGAGCGUCGACAAAAACUCUGAAUCGGGAUUGGAAUUGGAUUCCGUUUCCGGCCAAUUAGAGCUGAAAAACAUCGAAUUUUCAUACCCUUCAAGACCAGAUGUUAAAAUUCUAAACAAUUUCACUUUAACUGUUCCUGCCGGAAAAACAAUUGCAUUGGUCGAAAGCAGUGGUUCAGGGAAGAGCAUGGUGGUUUCUCUAAUCGAAAGGUUCUACGAUCCCACCUCAGGACAAGUAAUGCUUGAUGGGCAUGACAUAAAAGGUCUGAAUUUGCGAUGGUUAAGGCAACAAAUUGGUCUAGUUAGCCAAGAACCUGCACUUUUUGCAACCACCAUUAAAGAAAAUAUCCUCUUGGGUCGACCCGAUGCAUACAUGGGUGAGAUUGAAGAAGUUGCACGUGUGUCAAAUGCUCAUUCGUUUAUUAUCAAAUUACCAGAUGCCUAUGAUACUCAGAUUAAAAAUGAGUGGCAAAUUUGUCAACACUCCAUGUGCAAAAUGCAGAUUUAUGCAAGAAACAAGAACAUAACUGGUGAGAUUGGAAUGGCAUUUGGAGAUUUAUUAAAGACAUUAUGGGCUCCUGGGGCAACAGUUGUACCACCACGAACAUUCAAGUCCAAGCUUGCUCAUUUAAGAUUUCCUGAUUUCAAAGAGUUGCAGACUAGUGGCAAGGGCAGCUGCAAGCAUCCUGGAAGUAACAGAAAAAACCGCACGAUUCAAAAUGUUCAUACCUGCAUUCUGUUUUAA